AAAUACACUUUUUGGUUGCUCAGUGGAAGGAACAAGGGCUUCCAGUCACUGUGGCCUCUGAUUUGACUCUCCAAGAAGCCCUUCUCUUGGCUCUUCUCUCUGUUCUCCAAGUCCGGGAGCCAGGGAGAGGGAGAGGGAGAAGGGUAUCUGUGGCUGGCCAGCUGCUCCAUUGUGCUGGGCCAGUGGUGGAGGAGGAACCAUGAAAUGCUGGAUUUGGAGACUAAGCCUUUUGCUGCUUCUGACCCAGAGUGGGGCCCAGCAUGAGGCUAGCAGGAACAGGACUGAAUCCCCUGCCUUCAAUGUGACUGGAGAAAGACCUGUGGAACAAGAAAAUACAGAACCCAGAGUGUUCACCGAAGAUGGCCAGCUCUGCAGUUUUCCUUUCCGCUACGGUGGGCGGAUGCACCAUUCUUGCACCUCUAAUGUCAGGUCCCUGAAGAAAUGGUGCGCAACCACACAUUAUGAUCGGGACCGGAGGUGGGGAUAUUGCAUCAUGGCACCCAAAGAGAACUCAAGCAGUCUGGAUUACUGUGCCUCCAGCCCUUGCAGAAAUGGAGGAUCCUGCUCCAACUCCCAUGACUCCACUUCUUACCAUUGUGCCUGUCCUGAGGAAUUCACUGGCAAGGACUGCGAAAUGGUAAAAUGCUUCGAUGAAACCCGUUAUGAGUACUUUGACAUAGAUGAAAGUUGGGCUCGAAUCCAUCAAGGGGUCGUAGAAUGGUGCAGUUGCUCCAGGGGCCACAUUGACUGUGAGACGAUACGAUACACAGCCUGUGUGAAUAACCCAUGCCUCCAUGACAGUGUCUGUAGGAUGAUUGUCUCCACUGGGAAGACCAUCUGUGGUUGCCAUGGAAUCAACGUAGGGAAAUACUGCAACAUUGUCCCUAGUGAGACCUGUUACUUCGGCAAUGGCACAGAAUAUCGGGGCAUUGCCAAGAAGACCAUCUCGGGCCAGAGCUGUUUGCCCUGGAAUUCAGAUGUGCUGUAUCAGGAGCUCCAUGUGGACAGUGUAGAGAAGGCUGUGCACCUGGGGCUUGGUCCUCACUCCUACUGCAGAAAUCCCGACAGUGAUGAGAAGCCGUGGUGUUACAUCAUGAAGGACAACACUCUCUCCUGGGAGUACUGCAACAUCUCAGCCUGUGUGAACCAUCCCAGGAGUGGGGCAAAUCCCGGUAUGGAACUUUUGAUGAUCCCCAACGUUCCUGUGACCAGCAGACGGGGCUGUGGGAAGAGGCACAAGAAGAGGACGUUCCUGAGGCCUCGAAUUAUUGGAGGCUCAUCCUCCUUGCCCGGAUCCCACCCAUGGAUGGCAGCCUUGUACAUAGGGGAAAACUUCUGUGCUGGCAGCCUCAUCCAAUCCUGCUGGGUUGUAACAGCUGCCCAUUGUUUCUCCAAUAGCCCACCCAAGUCAAGUGUCACAGUCGUCCUUGGCCAGCAUUUCUUCAAUACAUCCACAGAUGUGACACAAUCCUUUGAAAUUGAGAAAUAUAUACAGUAUCCAUUGUACUCUGUCUUUAGUCCUAGCAAUCAUGACGUUGCUCUGAUUAGGCUGAAGAAGAAGGGGGACCGAUGUGCUGUGAAAUCCCAGUUUGUCCAGCCCAUCUGCCUCCCAGAGAAUGGCAUCACAUUUCCUGAUAAUCACAAAUGCCAGAUUGCGGGAUGGGGACACAUGUAUGAGAAUGUCACAGGUUACUCCAGCUACUUACGAGAAGCUCUGAUUCCUCUCAUUCCUGAUCACAAAUGUAGCAGCCCUGAAGUCUAUGGUGCAGACAUCACUGCCAACAUGUUCUGUGCUGGUUACUUUGACUGCAAAUCAGAUGCCUGCCAGGGUGACUCAGGGGGGCCCCUCGCCUGUGAAAAGAAUGGGGUUUCUUACCUUUAUGGCAUCAUCAGCUGGGGUGACGGCUGCGGCAAGUUCAACAAGCCUGGCGUUUAUACGCGAGUGACUAACUACGUCAACUGGAUCAAUGAAAAAAUACGGCCCAAGAAAGGAGCCCCUGAUGCCUGAGAGAAGCCCUGAGGAAUCCUCCUGGCCCUGCUCGGCCUCUGGACAUUGCUGGAUGUAUUCUUCAUCACGAGGGCCUGGCUGCUUGGAACUGUGCUAACCUUUUGCAAGAAUACUUUGCCAUGACAACAAUAAAGCAUUUUUGAAAGUUCUA
This is a messenger RNA of Monodelphis domestica (gray short-tailed opossum), 2159 nucleotides long. RefSeq names its product HGF activator (gene HGFAC). Gene Ontology annotation, biological process: blood coagulation; zymogen activation. Gene Ontology annotation, molecular function: calcium ion binding; serine-type endopeptidase activity. Gene Ontology annotation, cellular component: rough endoplasmic reticulum; extracellular region. Lineage: Eukaryota; Metazoa; Chordata; Mammalia; Didelphimorphia; Didelphidae. The record is from RefSeq and is a predicted model, not a curated record.